AAAGAAUAUAGGUUAUAUUUUGUUUUCACACGUGCAAACAACAGAAUAUUUCCUCAAUUAUUUAAAAAGUUAUAAAAUUAUGGCAGGACAUGGAAAAAAGAAAACACCUCUGUCUAAGGAAGAAGUUAAAGAGAAACUAUUAGCAAAGAAGAAAGAAUCAAAACAGUUAUUAAAAGAAAAAAGAGCUCGAUUAGUAGUAAAGAACUUAUCAUUUAAAGUAACCCCAGAAAAGUUGAAGAAGUAUUUUGAAAAAUAUGGAGAUGUCAAAUCUGUUGAACUGCUUAAGAAACCAGAUGGCAAACUUACUGGAUGUGCUUUUGUACAAUUCACUCUUGUACAAAAAGCUGCCAAAGCUAGGCAUUACACAAAUGACCAAGAGUUUUUGGGUAGAAAAAUUCUAGUUGAUUUUGCAAAAGCUAAGAAUAAAUAUCAAAAGGAACAGCAGUUAAAGAAAGUGGAAAUAAAAAAUGAAGAUGGUACUAAAGAAAUUGUUGAAAUAAAAGAAGAGGAAGAUGAUGAUGUAUCAGUAAAAAAUGAGAAUUUAGAAGAUCAAGUAAUUAAGGAUGAAUCUGAAAAUAGUGAUUCUGAUUCAGAAAAAUCUGAUAAGGAAGAUCUCAAUUCUGAUGAGGAGGAAGAUAAUGAUAUAAAAGAGGAGAAACCACUGGAUAGUGCAAGGAAACCAUACUUAAGUCAUGAUGUAUCAGAAGGGAAAACAGUGUUUGUGAAAAAUGUACCCUUUGAUGCUACUAAUGAUGAUUUGAAACAGUGUAUGAGACAGUUUGGACAUAUAUAUUAUGCUCUUGUUUGUAUUGAUAAACUCACAGAACAUUCCAAAGGAACAGCAUUUGUUAAAUUUGUUAAUGCUGAAGAUGCUCAAAAAGCUUUAAGUGCUGGCACUGAAUUAAAAUUGUUGGGAAAUAUAUUAGAUUGUCAUCCAGCAUUGGAUAAAGGUGAUGUUAAUAAAAAAGUUACUCAAGAGAAAGAGAGUAAGAAUGUGCCAAAAGAUUCUAGAAAUCUAUAUCUUGUCAAAGAAGGAGUGAUAUUGGCAGGCAGUAAAGCAGCUGAGGGAGUAUCUGCAACAGACAUGGCAAAACGUUUACAGAUAGAACAGUAUAAAACUCAGAUGUUACGAAACCUCAAUAUGUUUGUUUCAAAGGAACGGAUAGUAGUCCACAAUUUACCAUCUAGUUGGGACGAUCAAAAAUUAAAAUUAUUGUUCCAAAAAUACAGUGGACCAGGUGCCAUUAUUAGAGAAGCUAGGAUUAUGAGAGAUAUGAAAAAUAUAGACUCUAAUGGUUUGGGAAAAUCAAAAGAGUAUGGUUUUGUAACAUUUUCAAAACAUGAAAACGCCCUUAUGGCUUUGAGAAACUUAAAUAACAAUCCUGAGAUUUUUUCCACCAAUAAACGUCCUAUUAUAACUUUCAGUAUAGAAAACAAAUCGAUAAUAAAAGCUAGGCAAAAAAGGUUAGACAAAUCUAAACAGUACAAUCCAGUAAGUAAAUCAUUCAAUCCAGAAGAAAAGACAAAAGUAUUCCAAAACGGCGGCAAAAUUUCUAGAAAAGACUUAAAUAAGAGGCCAAGAAUAGAAAAUGCUCAAACCCAAGAAGAAGAUGUACCCAAAUUCGGAGGAGUAGCAACAAAACCUGGAACCAAAGAAAAAAUGAGGAGCAGGUACAAACUCAAUGUUCAAGCAAAGUUGCAUCACGAAAAUCUGAAAAAGGAAAAGAAGAGAAAGAAAAAUGCUAAGAAAUCGUUAGCAGAAAAGAAGAAAGAGUUUACCAAACAACCUAAACAGAAAAUAAAUAAAGUUAGUGAAAAAGACAAUUUCUCUAAAAUGGUUAGUGACUAUAAGAAAAAACUAGUCAGUGUAUCUGGAAGUAAAAAGUCAAAGUGGUACGAGUGAUUAAGAUCUAUUAAGUUGUAUAGUUAAUAAAAUAUGUUUAAUCAUCA
Diabrotica balteata is the source of this 1950-nucleotide messenger RNA. NCBI's taxonomy places the organism in Eukaryota, Metazoa, Arthropoda, Insecta, Coleoptera, Chrysomelidae. The record is from the annotation of a GenBank genome assembly.